AUGGCGUCCAAUCCGAUACCUAGUUCCCAAGAGACUCCUAAGGCUGCGGGUCAAACUGCUGCCGCAACGCUACGACAACAGCUCAGACAGACAGGAAAGAUAGUCAUGGCCCCUGGUGUAUAUGAUGGUCUUAGUGCGCGACUUGCAUUGAACGAAGAUUUCAACUGCCUCUACAUGACAGGCGCCGGCACAGCAGCAAGUAGGCUUGGAAUGCCAGAUCUAGGUUGCGCGACUAUGGACGACAUGUUAGCUAAUGCUAGCAUGAUCGCCUCUCUUGAUCCACGAAUUCCGCUCAUUGCUGACGCCGAUACUGGCUACGGAGGGCCCUUGAUGGUGGCUAGAACUGUGCGAGGGUAUAUCAGGGCAGGGAUCGCCGGCCUACAUAUUGAGGAUCAAGUGGUGACCAAAAGAUGUGGCCAUCUUGCCAAUAAGGAAUUAGUGGAUGAGACAGUCUUCCUGAGCCGUAUUCGAGCGGCGGUCAUGGCUCGUGAGGAGCUGCGGGCGUUGUCUGAAGGUGUGCAAGACAUUGUCAUCAUCGCACGAACUGACUCCCUUGAAUCUCUGGGAUACGAGGCAGCUAUUGCGCGACUCCAAAAAGCGAUUGACAUCGGCGCCGACGUUGCGUUUCUCGAAGGUAUGACCACAAGGGACCAGUGCCGUAAUGUGUGUCGAGAUCUUGCUCCGACCCCAGUGCUGCUCAACAUGGUUGUUGGGGGAAUAACUCCUUACCUGUCAGCCAAAGAAGCCAAUGACCUGGGCUUCAGAAUCAUCAUUUUUCCAGCUGCAGCACUCGGACCUGUCUUUGAACAUGUGGCCCAAGCAAUGAAGAACUUAAAGAGCGGUGCGAUACAGAAGCCUCCAGGCAACAGAGGGGUCCGCGAACACUUCAUGCUUUUAGGUCUGAAGGAGUGUAUGGAUUUUGACGCCGCAGCAGGAGGAGUUUCGUUUACUCGUGGUGCAUAG
Exophiala bonariae is the source of this 963-nucleotide messenger RNA. RefSeq lists its product as uncharacterized. Gene Ontology annotation, molecular function: catalytic activity. The transcript has a single exon. Lineage: Eukaryota; Fungi; Ascomycota; Eurotiomycetes; Chaetothyriales; Herpotrichiellaceae. The record is from RefSeq and is a predicted model, not a curated record. The coding region runs from base 1 to 963 and encodes 320 amino acids.